Physcomitrium patens is the source of this 1236-nucleotide messenger RNA. The record is from RefSeq and is a predicted model, not a curated record. Lineage: Eukaryota; Viridiplantae; Streptophyta; Bryopsida; Funariales; Funariaceae.
ACUGCAAUGACGCAGCCUCGCCCCCCAGCGCUGGACACCUUCAAAUAAAUUCCCAUGAGUGCCACCACUUCUCAUCCCCCCCUUCCUCAUGCCCCCCCUUAGCUGUAGCUAACAGUGUGGAAGUACAGGAGAGGGUCUGGAGGGGUUCUGUGCCCAGUAACGGCGUUCUGCGUUUCUUUCAAACAUUGAUCGCAGAACCUUGUGAGUAAUGGUCAAUGCGGAAGAGUUUCAGUAAGCGAUACAUUUUUGUGUUGGUGAUUUCAAGGGUUCGAUUGAGAAGGUGGCUUUCUCCUAAAAACUCCUCCAUGCCACUUCAAAAUGCUGCGGCACGAAAGCUGCAAGGGAAGAGUAUUUGCAAAGCUGGUUUUGACAUUUCUGUGGUUGGGAUGUAGCCAAGCUGCCAUAUUGUUACGAGGCCACGAUUUGGCGUUGCUUGUCAAGGUUCCUUCAAAUCCACCAUUGCCAGUAGUCAGAGUGGCAUUGGCCCAAGAUAAUGGCACAAUUGAUGCAGAUAAUAGGGGAUUAAGCGGUAGAGCGGUGGCUGGUAUUGCCGUAGGUUCCGCUCUUGGAGGAAUCUUAGUUGCUUCCAUUGUCAUGCUUAGUUGUUGUCUGCGCGGAAUUAAAAAGAAUUCUUUCAAUCGAGAGAACCCUAGUUCUACAUCAGAAACAAAGACGCCUAUAAUAAGCGGGUUGAACUUAUUUCGCAUGCGGAACGCUCCUCCAAAUGGAUACGCAGUUCCACCGCCCAUCUCUGGGGUAGACAAGCAAGACCGUGAUGAUAUCUCAGAUACUUCAUUUGUCCUGCCUGAGUUAGGAGGCCCUAAUCCUCAUAAUAAGUUUGAUGGUAUGGAAUGGGUGGACAUCAAGGGACUUGACGACGAAACGUUGCAGGACAUCAGUACAGAUCUUCGCAAGCUCCAGCAACUGGGAUAAGCACUUUUGUCAACUUAGUUUCAACUUUCUGCUGACAGGUAUUGCUAGGAGAGAUGCAUGUAUUAUGGACUCAGCGGUUUCUCAUAAUAUCUCGCAGUGCCGAUUUACACUUGUUUCCCAAGUGAUAAGUCCAACUUUCAUGUCAGUUCAUUGCAGUGACCCCUGCAUCGCCUAAACAACUCUACUGAUUCGACAUACUGAAUCCAAACGUAUAAUAAUCAAAAGCAUCUAGUUUAUCAAUUCGUUUAUUGAAGAAUUAUUUUUUAUGAAUUGAAUAAUCAAUAAAAGAAUGCUUAUAUAUUA